Malassezia restricta is the source of this 1398-nucleotide messenger RNA. RefSeq names its product translation initiation factor 3 subunit E. Bases 1 to 1398 code for a protein of 465 amino acids. Gene Ontology annotation, molecular function: translation initiation factor activity. Gene Ontology annotation, cellular component: eukaryotic translation initiation factor 3 complex; cytoplasm; nucleus. The transcript has a single exon. The record is from RefSeq and is a predicted model, not a curated record. NCBI's taxonomy places the organism in Eukaryota, Fungi, Basidiomycota, Malasseziomycetes, Malasseziales, Malasseziaceae. Gene Ontology annotation, biological process: translational initiation.
AUGGCAGAGUAUGAUCUGACGCAGACGCUCGUUGCGCACCUAGAUCCGCAUCUGGUUCUUCCUCUCCUCUCGCACUUGCGCACUUUGGAUCUCUUUGAUGCCAAGGACGUUGUCAAAGCGCAGUAUGAAGUGAGCAAGAAGACCAAUAUGACCGACUAUGCGCUGCAGCUUUAUAAAGAGGCAUACCCUGGUGAGGCUGAGCCGAAGGAGAUCACCGAGCGUGCGCGCGAAAUGGAGGCCAAAAACGAGAAGCUGUCGAAGGAGGCAGAACAUGUGCUCAAGGUCAUUGAGGACCCGGUGGUGGCCGGUUCGCUGAAGCAGGACAAGGCGCAGAAUUUUGAGUGGCUCAAGCAGCAGUACCAGCUGACGGAAGAGCAGAUCCAUGUGCUAUACGAAUAUGGUCGUUUCCGCUUCGCAUGUGGAAAGUACAGUGAGGCCUCUUCGUAUCUAUACCACUACUCUGUCCUAUCGCCCGACACAGGCAAGGUAUACGAGUCGGUACUUUGGGGCAAGUUGGCCAGUAAUACGCUGACCGGCGAGUGGGAGCGUGCGCUUGAUGACUUGCGUGUGCUGCGUGAUCACAUCGACGGCCAGCGUGCGUCGACAUCGUCCAGCAGCGCGUGCGAUGAGCAACAGCUGUCGCAUGAGCAUAUUCUGCAAAAGCGCGUGUGGCUCCUACAUUGGAGUCUCUUUGUCUUUUUCAAUCAUCCCUCCGGCCGCGUCAAGCUCGUGGAGAUGUUCCUCAGCCAGUCAUACCUGAAUGCGAUCCAAAUGUCGUGCUGGUGGCUUCUCCGCUACCUAGUUGUGGCCCUCAUCGUGACGCGGCGGCAAUGCACGCGCGGCUAUGUCGUCGAGGGUGGUAGCUACUCGCACACUUCCAAGCUGCAAACCCACGCAGCCCUUCAGGAGCUUUCCAAGGUCAUCCAAAUGGAAGCGUACCGCCUGCGCCCCGAUCCGUUUGUCGACUUUUUCCGCCAGCUCUACGUUGAGCUGGACUUUGAUCGAGCGCAGGAAGAGCUCGCAAAGGCUCAGCGCGUGGCGCAUGGUGACUUUUUCCUGCAUGACACGGCCGACACGUUCAUGGAGCAGGCCCGCCUGUUGGUGAGCGAGGUGUACUGUCGCAUCCACCAAAAGGUGGACAUCGGUGACCUGUCGAAGCGGCUCGUGUUGUCCAAGGAAGAAGGCGAGCAGUGGGUCGCUAAGCUGCUCAACGAGACCAAGAUGAACGCGACGAUCGAAGAUGGCGUCCUCAACAUAAACCAGCCGCGCCCCGUCGUGUACCAAUCUGUGAUCGACAAAGCCUCUAGCCUGACUGGUCACACGACGUCUCUGAUGCAAGCCAUCGAGCGUCUCACGCAGCAGCCGGUCGAGACGGAAGAGGCAGCGGAGGCCAAGUAA